AUCACAAUCAUGAUGGAACGAUGUACCUGCAUGGCACGAUACAUGCCCAUUGGUCAGGCAGAUCAAAUGGCUUCGUGGUAAAUUUACCACCUAUAUGUCUACUCAUGCCCACUCCGGUGUUUUCUCCAGCACUUCCUGCCAGCUUAAGAGCUAGAUAUGAUGUAAUCUUUGCUGGUGGCGGGACUGCAGCAUGUGUCACAGCAGGGAGACUUGCAGCUGCUGAUCCCAAUCUGCAAAUCCUAAUUCUGGAGAGUGGCCCUUCAACAAAGGAUAAGGCGGAACAUAUUCAGCCUGGGCAGGCCAUCACACAUCUUGCACCCACUAGCCAGACUAUGCAAUUCUACAAAUCCCGGCCCUCACAGAGCUUGGCCGGAAGAUCAGUUAUUGUUCCUUCAGCUCAAUGUGUUGGUGGGGGGUCGUCUAUCAAUUUCGCACUCUACAACCGCCCUGCAGCAUCAGAUCUAGAUGCUUGGGGCCAACUUGGGAACCCAGGAUGGUAUUCGACAGAUCUUAUUCCCUUAUUCCAGAAGGCCGAAACAUAUGAAAUCGACCUGAACAAACCCACUCAUGGUAGUAAUGGACCACUCAAGGUCUCCUUUGGUGGACCCGGAGCAUUGAUGGACAUUGGCAAACAAUUCUUGGAUGUUGGCCCAAAGUUUGAGCAAUCCCGACCUCUUAGCAAUGAAGGGAAUGGGUUCAAUGAAGAGUCUAUCAAUGUAUUUUAUAAUAUGCCGAAGUGGAUAUCACAAAGUGGCCGUCGCUCAGAUGUAGCACAUCAUUAUGUAUACAAUAAAGGACUCGACAAUCUGACAAUCCUUGACAACUGUCUCGUGAAGCGUAUCAUUAUCAAUAACACUGGUCGGGCUACAGGGGUGGAAUACAUAUUCAACAAAAGUGUACACCCAUCAUCAACCGAUGAUAUUCUCACUGUGCAAGCUGCUAGAUUGGUUGUUAUUGCUGCUGGAGCAAUGGGAUCGCCAUUGAUACUAGAACGUUCUGGAAUUGGUAGUAAAGAUGUUCUGGAAAAGGCAAACAUUCCUAUUAUCCAUGAGCUCCCUGGUGUUGGAGCAGAUUACCAAGAUCAUCCAUUCUAUGUGACACCAUAUAUUGUAGAUCCUAACACAGAUACCUAUGAUCCUCUCUACCGCCGGGAUACAGAACUUUGGCCAAAAUUAGUAGCACAGUGGGAGAGAGAUGGAAGUGGGCGCAUGAGUGGAAAUGGCGUCGACGGUGUUAUCAAGAUGCGACCACUGCCUGAAGAGCUUGAGGAAUUGGGACCUGAAUUUACAGAACACUUCAGAACGGCUUAUGCAAACAAUCCUGACAAGCCACUCUUUUGGUUAUGUGCAUCUGCUGGACUUGGGGGUGAUCAAAGUCAACUACCUCAUUUAAAUUAUUCAUGUCUUUGUAUUGUCCUGGGGUAUCCGGAGUCUAAAGGAAGCCUCCAUAUAACUUCAGAAGACCCUUAUGCACCUCCUAACUUUGACUCAGGCUUCCUCACCAAGUUUGUUGAUGUUGCCGCAUUGCGAUGGGGUUACAAAAAAGGGCGCGAACUUGUUCGACGAUUGCCUGUGCAUGUGGGGGCUCUCACUCCUGCUCACCCCCAAUUUUCCCCAGAUAGUUUGGCGACGCUCACAGAUGUGGGCCCCGUGGCUAUAGAUGCACCUAAGAUUGUUUAUUCCAAGGAAGAUGAUGCAGCCAUUGAUCAGAAUAUCAGACAAUUCGUUCAAACAAGCUGGCACUCUCUGGGUACAUGUCCCAUGAAACCAUUGGCAAUGGGUGGUGUUGUUGACAGCAAUCUCAAUGUUUACGGGAUCCAAGGACUAAAAAUUGCGGACCUUUCCAUCGCACCAUCUAAUGUUAAUUCGAACACAAACUCUGUUGCAGUUGUGAUUGGAGAGAAGGCGGCAGUUAUUAUAGCAGAAGAACUGGGAAUCAAAGGCGUUUAAUUAAAUGGGAAGUGAUCAUGGUUAGAUGUUUUCCCCAAAUAAUACACAAGAUCGGAUUGUGAUAGACCCUAUUAAGAUUAAGUGAUCUAUGUGUUGGUCUAUGUGAUUUGC
Messenger RNA from Lentinula edodes (shiitake mushroom), 2060 nucleotides. Its product is annotated as alcohol oxidase-like protein. Gene Ontology annotation, molecular function: flavin adenine dinucleotide binding; oxidoreductase activity, acting on CH-OH group of donors. Bases 21 to 1949 code for a protein of 642 amino acids. The record is from RefSeq and is a predicted model, not a curated record. The transcript has 13 exons. NCBI's taxonomy places the organism in Eukaryota, Fungi, Basidiomycota, Agaricomycetes, Agaricales, Omphalotaceae.